AUGGCGAUUAAGUUAGUCGUUGGAGGGCUCACCUUGAACAUUAUUAGUGCCUAUGCGCCACAAGUGGGGUUGGAUGAGAAGAUAAAAAGGCAUUUUUGGGUGGACUUGGACGAAAUAGUGGUGCAUGGAGGAUUUAGCUUCGGGAACGAGAAUGGUGGAGGAUUCUCACUCUUGGAUUUCGCAAAAGCUUUUGGAUUAAUGGUAGCCAACUCGAGUUUCCUAGAGAAGGAGGAACACUUGGUAACCUUCCGUAGCUCGAGGGUUGCAACGCAAAUAGACUUUUUGCUCAUUAGAAAAGAUGAUAAAGGCAUCUGUAAAAACUGCAAGGUCAUACCAAGUAAGAAUCUUACAACACAACAUAAGUUAUUGGUGAUGGAUUUGGAGAUAAGAAGGAAGAAGAAGAAGAGGGUCGUGAAUGACCGACCGAGGAUUAGAUGGGGUAGUUUGACUCCGUCUAGUGCCCUAGAGAUGGGGGAGAAGAUGAUGGCUAUAGGGGCAUGGGAUAGUAGGGGGAUGUGA
Molecule: messenger RNA, 519 nt
Organism: Solanum dulcamara
Lineage: Eukaryota; Viridiplantae; Streptophyta; Magnoliopsida; Solanales; Solanaceae
Exons: 2
Coding region: 1-519 (172 amino acids)
Biological process (GO): chromatin remodeling
Cellular component (GO): nucleus
Source: RefSeq, a predicted model, not a curated record